Messenger RNA from Pogoniulus pusillus (Red-fronted tinkerbird), 7975 nucleotides. It is a transcript of the gene PLD1, whose product is annotated as phospholipase D1. Bases 234 to 3347 code for a protein of 1037 amino acids. Gene Ontology annotation, biological process: phospholipid catabolic process; regulation of vesicle-mediated transport; regulation of microvillus assembly. The record is from RefSeq and is a predicted model, not a curated record. The transcript has 26 exons. NCBI's taxonomy places the organism in Eukaryota, Metazoa, Chordata, Aves, Piciformes, Lybiidae. Gene Ontology annotation, cellular component: plasma membrane region; intracellular membrane-bounded organelle. Gene Ontology annotation, molecular function: phosphatidylinositol binding; D-type glycerophospholipase activity.
UGGCUUGUUGCUUGCUUUGCUCGUGGGGAGGGAACUGCGUUGGAUGCUGGAGCCGAGGGGCCGUGGCCGGGCGUGGCCGGGCUGCGGGGCGGCUCCUGGCUGCGGUUGCUCCGGCUGCGGGGUCAGCUCUUCCUCGGGGCAAAACCCGCCUGGUUUGGGUCGGCCAGCGCCAUGGGGCACCUUCUGCCAUGGGGGCUGCAGUGCCCUGUGGCUCCAGAGUGUAGGUGCCUGAGAUGUCACUGAGAGCUGAAAGCCAUGCAGCUACAUCGACGCUGAAGAAGAUUGCUACAGACAUGAACAACAUCAUUGAGAGCCUGGACACCAGGGAGCUCCACUUUGAAGGAGAGGAGGUUGACUCAGAGGUGCUAAAUGACCCAAAAGGCACAGUGUGCAUCCCCUUCUCUGCCAUCUAUCACACCCAUGGGUUCAAGGAGCCGGGCGCGCAGACGUACCUCGCGGGAUGUCCUGUUCGAGUGCGCGUGUUGGAAGUUGAGCGCUUUACUUCCACCAAGAAGGUACCAAGCCCCAAUGUUUACACCAUCGAGCUGACCCAUGGAGAGUUCACCUGGCAGGUGAAAAGGAAGUUCAAGCACUUCCAGGAAUUUCACAGGGAGCUGCUGAGGUACAAAGCCUUUGUGCGCAUCCCUAUCCCUACCAGGAGUCACACUGUGAGAAGACAAUCCAUCAAAAGAGGAGAGCCGAGGCAGAUGCCGAGCCUGCCGCACACUGCGGAGAGCACAGUGCGAGAGGAGCACUUCUCCAGCAGGAGGAAACAGCUGGAAGACUACCUGACAAAGAUCCUAAAGAUGCCCAUGUACAGGAACUACCAUGGAACAAUGGAGUUCAUUGGGGUAAACCAACUGUCAUUCAUCCAUGACCUGGGACCAAAGGGCAUAGAAGGAUUCAUCAUGAAGCGCUCCGGGGGCCACCGCAUACCUGGCCUGAACUGCUGCGGCCAAGGAAGGAUGUGCUACCGAUGGUCCAAAAGGUGGCUGGUGGUGAAGGACUCUUUCCUGAUGUACAUGAAGCCAGACACGGGGGCCAUCAGUUUUGUCCUGCUGGUGGAUAAGGAGUUCAACAUUAAGAUAGGCCAGAAAGAAACAGAGACUAAAUAUGGGUUGCAGAUCGACAAUCUCUGUAGGUCGCUGAUUUUGAAGUGUAACAGCUACAGACAUGCCCAGUGGUGGAGGCAGGGCAUAGACGAGUUCGUUCGGAAGCACGGCAAGGACUUCCUGACAGAGCACCGCUUUGGCUCCUACGCCGCCGUGCAGGAGAGCACGCUGGCCAAGUGGUAUGUCAACGCAAAGUGGUACUUCGAAGAUGUUGCAAAUGCCAUGGAAGCAGCUAAGGAAGAAAUUUUCAUCACAGAUUGGUGGCUGAGCCCAGAAAUCUUCAUGAAACGACCUGUUGUGGAAGGCAAUCGCUGGCGGCUGGACUGCAUCCUCAAGCGGAAAGCACAACAAGGAGUGAGAAUUUUUGUUAUGCUCUACAAAGAGGUGGAGCUUGCCCUAGGGAUCAACAGUGAAUACAGCAAGAGGACACUCAUGCGUCUCCAUCCCAACAUUAAGGUGAUGAGGCACCCAGACCACGUGUCCUCCUCCGUGUACCUCUGGGCCCACCACGAGAAGCUGGUCAUCGUUGACCAGUCUGUGGCCUUUGUGGGUGGCAUUGACUUGGCUUAUGGCAGGUGGGACGACGAUGAGCAUCGCCUGACCGAUGUGGGCAGUGUCAAACGCAUGACAGCGGUGAAGUCGGUGUCCGCAACCAACCUGGCAUCAGCAGCAGAGUCAUCUGAACGUGCCCCACUGCAGCCACCAACCCUGUCCCUGGAAAGCCACUUGCUCCCGAGGAAUGCCGAUGAUGCCCCAGACACCUCAAAAAUGAAAGGAGUGGGAAAACCCAAGAAGUUUUCAAGGUUCAGUAUUUACAGGCACCUCCAUAAGCACGGCAUGCACCACGCUGACAGCGUCAGCAGCAUAGACAGUGACUCAAAUAAAGGAUCAGUCCGCAGCUUGAAGACAGGUGUUGGUGAGCUGUUUGGGGAAACCAGGUUCUGGCAUGGCAAAGACUAUUGCAACUUUGUCUUUAAAGACUGGGUUCAGCUGGACAAACCUUUUGCUGACUUCAUUGACAGAUACACCACGCCAAGGAUGCCCUGGCAUGACAUCUCCUCCGUGGUGCACGGCAGGGCAGCGCGGGACGUCGCCCGGCACUUCAUCCAGCGCUGGAACUUCACCAAGAUUAUGAAGCCCAAAUACCGAUCCCUGUCCUACCCGUUCCUGUUGCCAAAAUCUCAGCAGACUGCCAACGAGCUGAAGUAUCAGGUGCCUGAGGCUGUCCAUGCCACAGUUCAGGUUAUCCGUUCCGCUGCUGACUGGUCAGCUGGCAUCAAAUACCACGAGGAGUCCAUCCACAACGCCUACGUCAGCGUGAUCAAGAACAGCAAGCACUACAUCUACAUUGAAAACCAGUUUUUUAUUAGCUGCGCUGAUGACAAAGUUGUCUGGAACAAGAUUGGCGAUGCAAUCGCUCAGAGGAUUCUUAAAGCUCACAGGGAGAACAAGCGGUUCCGAGUGUACGUGGUGAUCCCGCUGCUGCCAGGCUUCGAGGGAGACAUCUCGACAGGCGGCGGGAACGCGCUGCAGGCCAUCAUGCACUUCAACUACAGGACCAUGUGCCGAGGAGAAAACUCAAUCUUGGGCCAGCUAAAGAAUGAGGUUGGAGAUAAGUGGAUAAACUACAUCUCGUUCUGUGGACUUCGAACCUAUGCGGAGUUGGAAGGAAAAUUAGUCACAGAGCUCAUCUAUGUGCACAGCAAACUGCUUAUUGCUGAUGACAACACAGUUAUCAUCGGCUCUGCCAACAUCAACGACCGCAGCAUGCUGGGCAAGCGGGACAGCGAGAUCGCCGUCAUCGUGCAGGACACCGAGACCGAGCCCUCGGUGAUGGACGGGGAGGAGUACAGCGCCGGGAAGUUUGCCCUGUCCCUGCGGCUGCGCUGCUUCAGGGUUGUCCUUGGUGGCUCUGAUCUCAAUCCAGAACACCAGGAUCCUGUCUGUGACAAAUUCUUCAAGGAGGUGUGGAUUUCUACAGCAGCUCGCAACGCCACCAUCUUUGACAAGGUCUUUCGCUGCCUCCCCAGCGACCAGGUGAGCAACCUGAACCAGCUGCGCGAGUUCAUCGCCAAGCCCAAGCUGGCCAACGAUGAUCCUGCCAGAGCAGCAGAGGAACUGAAAAAGAUCCGUGGGUUUUUGGUGCAGUUCCCCUUUCGUUUUCUGGAGGAGGAGUACUUGCUUCCCUCUGUUGGAACAAAGGAGUCCAUGGUACCCAUGGAGGUUUGGACUUAAGAAGGUGCAGACUGCUUUAUGUUUUAAGGUCUAGUUCUCUAGAGACAAGCUGAUGGACAGUAUGGCCUUGCAGGAAGCUUCUUACUGCUAAGGGAGGUGAAGAAGGUCUCCACCAAGCUACUGUGCCCUUCCUAAGGAUUUUGGGGGAGGAACUUGAAGUAAAACGACACUAACAAAGGAGAGGAGCUGAAAGAGUUGGGAAUUAUGGCAAAUGGGAAGCUUAAUCUCUAGAGGAGUUGCUUCUUGAGACGCAUUCUGAGCACCUAAAGGAUGCAGACCACUUGCUAGGACAGGAAACAAAUGCCAGUGGAUGUUGCUGCUGCUGGCAGCUGGGUGUUGUGGUGGCAUACAUGCUGUGAUCCUGCUGUGACUGUGCAGGACUCGUGUGCUGCUACAGCUUUUGCAUAUCCCUGUCCUGGUUUGCCCGAGUCUUCCCAUCUCACCUCCUUGUUCACCCUCAGAGCAUGCCCUGCAGCUCUGGCACUGUCAGGAAGUGCUGCUUGAUGCUGCCUUGGGUUGUCCUGCAGCUUGCCCCAAGUGCAGGUGUUUCACUUCUUGAAUGGAAGAUGACUAACAACAAUCUUGUAUCAGAAUCAACAUUUCAGUUGCUGCUGCCCUCUGGGGAGGGGAAGAACUCUUUCUACCCCAGCUAGAGCAAUCAGCAGUCCUCAUGCAGCAUGGUGAUGCCGAGGUCUUGGCAAAGAGCAGCCUCAGUGGUUAUUUCCAGCUCCUUCAGCUCCAGAGUUUGUUCUCCUUUGGAGACACAGAGCACCUAAGUUUGUUCAAAGGUGUGAAGGGUUUCUCCAGGAGAGGACUGAGGUUUGAACUCCAGCCUUGGAUCUGUGGAGCUGAAGGAUAGCAAGGCGCUGCAUGUAAUGGGACAAACUCAGAACCCAGCAGAGGCCAAGCCCUGCACUCUGUGUCCUCUGUUCAUGCAUUUCCACUGCAGUUAGAAGGCACUUUGCUUUCCAUCUCUUCUUCCUUGUUUAAAAGAAGGGAACUGACACCAUGCUCAAACUGAGCUGAUGUAUUGCUUUGUAAGUGGGGUGAAUGCAAGGAGGGGCAGGAAGCAGUUGUCAAAGCCUUCUUUUUGGUCUCCACAAUCCUGAGCUCAGCCAUGCAGGACAGGUCUUCCUAAGCACAGAUGAAGCUCAGCAUGCCCAAUCCUGGUUUCCAUUUUUGCAAGACAAGUUUCCAAAGCUCUUUUGUCUGGCUGUGCAGUGAAGCAGCAGUUCUGUUCAGCAUGUCUGGGCAAAACACUACUGCUCCCGGGUCAGGACCUCACCUGAUGGGUGCUGUCCUGAGUCUUCACUCCAUCCUCCAUCUUGCAGUGAGCCAUGUCUCCUGCUUUCACAUCCAGCUCCAGCUGCAGUCCCAGGGGACACGCUCACCAGCAGUCUGCAAGGCUGUGUUGAACACUAAGAGAUCAGCGUAACACAGACCUAGAGUUGGAUCUGGAGGCUGAGCUCCUCUGCUGCCACUUGUGUCCAGGGGAAUCCCUUCCCUAGUUGGGUUUAACCCUGUGCCCAGCUCUCCCUACUCAAAAGACCACAAGAACUGAUAUCUACUUAAGUUCACAAGCAAGUUUAUUUUUUUCCUGCUCUGUCUCUUCCAAGUCUCAGUUGUUUUUAACUCUAAAAGAAUUACACAGGUUCCUUAGCUAUCCCCAGAAUGUAGCUGGCACCUGAUUGCCCUCUGUGCCUCCAGACCAUGGGCACCAACUAAUUCUGUACCCAAGUUACAAGUGCAGACAUUCUUCCAGGGCAGCCUGAGUCUCAGCUCCUUCCUCCAGGUUCCACAGUUUGAUGCAGAUCAAAUUACCUAUGAAACUCCUCUCUGGCUGCUGCAUCCAUGCUCUGGUUAGCCUGCUGCAAGUGCAUGUGCAGCAUUUUAAUGCAAUUACCUUUUUUUCCAUAGGGUUGAUGCUUUUAGCUGGCAAGCUGUAAGCAGAUAAAUUUGUCCCCUUGGUGGUUUUAUUUUUCCCCCCUGAAAAAGAAACUGACCUGGGGGUCACCCCCUGCAGAGCCAGAGCAAUGUGUGCCCCUGACAGUUUGCAAUCAAGAAGGAUCAAAGGUGUCUUGUUGCUUUGUGUCAGUGGGAGUUCAUCAGAGCUUUUCCCUCCUGGUAUGUUUUUAGCUGGUUUAGUUUGAACAAAGCUGCUAACUUUGAACAAUUACAGCCUGUCAGAGAAUCAUUUUAAGUCAUACAGAUCUGUAUUUGUAGUUGAAAUGAAAGCAUUCAACCCUGCCACCCAUACAUGUGAACCUUGAAGUUCUCCAGAACUUCUUGUCAUCUUCUAAGUGCUCUUAUUGUCCCUGUCCUCAUGUGAGCAAAGAUCAUUGUAAUUGUUAUCUUUACAUUGUCUUUUAAGAAAGGUAGGAAGCUAAUUGAAGCUUUCUAACUCCAGCAAUGUUAAGUCCCUCUCUGCCAGACUGCUUGGGGAAAAACCACCCAGGUUCUGCACCACUCAACCCACCUCGUGAUGGCUUCUGGUCCCAAGUGACACAGCAGAGCCACGGAGAAGAAAUGUCAUUGACUGAUGCUGUAUGAACAGGUGCUAAUUAAAAAGGUCUGUCUUUAUUAGAGUAGUAGAUGGGCUUUGUGCUGGCUGUUUGGGUUUUUUUGGGAGUGGGGAGCAUUUCUUGGUGGGAAUGGAGGAGUUGCACUGAGCUUCCCUUCCCUGUGUUGGUGCUAGAUUCCUGGUAGCAGGAAUUUAGCCUUGGCAUAGUACAAGGGUCCUGCAUCCCGAGAGGCAUGUGGGCCCACCAGACUUGCCCCCAUGGAGGCAGCACUGCUCACCUCACACAGAUGAUGGGGCUGCAGCCAUGGCCAGCACAGGCAGCGCUGAUCAGAACUAGCUCCUCAGGUGGGGCAGCAAGAGGUUUAUUUCUUAUAUUAAGAAGCCUGUGAGGUUGAACACCUUGAGAGAUUUCUGCACCUAAACAAUCACCACUAUUUAGUCUGUAACUUCAGCAUGGCCUUACUUUUCGUCCCUUCCAGCUGGAGAGAGUCACUCUCUGAUGUACAGAACAAGCAGUGUGGAUUCAGCACUGGCAAGCCCAGAAACAUCAGCUGUUUCACAUGGCAUUUAUUUAUCAGAACUACUUCCAGACUCAGACUUUAUUUUGUAGUUCAGCCUGAGCAGAACACUUUAUUUUUCUUUAAUUUAUUCCUUAACAUGUUCCACUUUGAGAACUCUCACUCCUUACUGUAUCCUUUGAACAGGCUGGUGUUUUUAAAUUACAUGUUUUGUUGUCUAGAUGUUGGGCUGGAUAAAUGUUUCAUGUGAAUCUAAUGCAUGGGUUAAAAAGGGAGGGAUAAAAUCUCAUCAUAUGUUAGAACCUGACUGGAAAACUAAUUUCUAGGAGAGCUAGUCUAGUGCUCCAUGGCAGAUGCAAAGUGCUUGGCUCAGUUUCUGGUCCCUUGGUCUCAGUUUUGUCACCUGACUUGCUGUGACCUUUCGCUGGAUGAAACCCCAAACGCUUUCUUUUCCUUCCUUUUGAUCAGGUUUCACAACAUGAUUUUGUAAUCCUGGUGCUGUCCCUGUGGGAGGCCUGAGUGCAGGUUUUGCCUAGCUGCUGGGACCCUGAGAUGAAUAAUUCACCAUAUCAUUAUUCCUUCCAGGGAAGCGUCCCUGUACAAUCAAGCUCAGCUGUGGUUUGCUUUUGUUAUGUCAGUGUAACAGAUUGCCUGUGUGCUUAUUAGGCUGCUCAGAGGUUUGUAAGCUGUGCACAGAGGGUUGCAUUUGUGUGGACACUUUAAGUGAGUGGUCCUUCAGGUUCGUUUUCUCCUGCUCCUGACCCAAAUUCACACUGGUCUAAAUUGAUGGCACUACCCUGGCUUAGCUGGCAGAAAGGACUUGGUCUGUGAGAUGUAGUGAUGACCUGUGUGAGGAAAGCCUGUGGGCCGGGUGUCGAGGUAGAGGUUGGCACCUCCUGGGUGGCUCACAGGAUGUGAAUACCCUUUCACAUUUCGUGGCACUUGUUCUGCAAGUUGUUUCCAACAAGCAGCCCCUUCUGCACAGCUGAGCUCCUGCUGGAACCAGGAGCUCUGCAGAACUGAGGUAGAAGCUGAGAGUGUAACUCCAUGGCAGCGAAUCCAGUUCAGCAUGCAAAGCUAAAGGUGUACUGAAGUGGAGCAGCCCCACAUGCUGCACUGACUACUGAAUGCAGUGAUCCUCUUGAGGUUUGUCUUCUUUUCUGUGUCCCUGCCUGCUUGCUUUGUGUAUACUCCAAUAUUUCUGCUUACUCUAUUUUUAAUCUCUUGGUGUUCUCAGAAAACCUCCUCUGUGUAAGUAAUUCCAACUUACCUCUUUCCUGACUCUCUGGGAACAAGACAGUGUUGAAAGGCACAGUUCUGAGAAUUCUUUCUCUCUUUCUGUAUCGUGUCUUUAGCCAAACUAAUCAACAAAAGGAGAGCUUCCACUCGGGAUGUGACUGCCAGUCUCUGUGUCUCCGCCGUCUGGCGGUGCAGUUGUGAACACUGAGUAUCCCUUCUGUGAAGGCUGCUGGAAUCGAGUUUUGUAUCCUUGUUUCUGCUAACUGACUGCUUUCCUUUCCACUCCAUUUGUACCUGGUAAAUGAAUGUGCAUUAAUGGACUGAAAAUACAACUUAUCAUCACGUCAAAA